CUUUAAUGGAGCUAAUUUUGAUUUUGGGGUGUUUCCUGCACCUAUUGAAACUUUGGGUGAGUAUUGUGAUUUCGGAAAAAGUUUAUUCGUAAUUUCGAAACAUUUUGGAUUUUUCAGGCGUAGAAACACAAGGUCAAGGUUGUGCUGCGACUGUCCUUCCCCGCCACGUCGCCGGAGCCGCCGUUUCCUUUUUUCCCGGUGAGCAUUCUUCCUCCUCGUCCCUGGAGCCUCCAUUCCGUUUUUCCGGUGAGCAUUUUCUUCUUCAUCCUACUUCUCAUUCUUCGUCUUCCUCUCUCCUCGAACGGAACCUCGACCGACUGUAACGCUGUGAAGUGGCGGGAAUGUUCGCGACGGUUGUAGAGAACAAUCGGAGAAUUUGGUUGAUUUCCCGAUCUCCGAUGGUCAGAUUGAUCGUAUACUGGGAAUGGUAGAGUGAUUAUCUUUCCAACAAUUUGUGUUCGUUUCCUCCGGUUUCAGCUUUUUGGCACCGAAUCGCCGACAGCUGCUUGGAAGUUCUCCGGUCAAUUCGAUCUGGGCCACCUGUUCCUGGUAACCUCAGGUGGAGGUUCUGGGUACCGGUUUGAUUUAGCAGAAAUUUGGUGGUUCGAUUCGGUUCAAUCUGAUUGUAGAAUUGUGCGAUUUUCAGUGGAACGUAUAGUCGAGAAAAUUUCGUGUUGAAUUGCUAAGAACCAAUGUGUACUUGAGAAAAUCUAAGUGAGUUUUUGGAUUCAGCGAUUGAUUGAUACGAGGGGUAGAAAUUUUAUAGGAUAAGUUGGUGAAUGGAUUGGAUUGUUGUAAUGGUUGAGAUGUUUGGGUUUCUAUUUGCCAUAUGAAUUCUUAUCUGAAUGUUGAAUUACCAUGAAUUCAUACGCAUCCAAACAUCUGCAUUAGCAUUUCGCUAUAAAUCCGUCGAAUUUGUGUAUUUGUGAUGUUUCCUGUUCAUGCCCGGCUCGCUAAGUUACUGUCAUUUCUGAUUUCUCAUGGAAUCCAUCUCUUGCAUUUCGUCGUGUCGGUAUAGAUUCAUAGAUUUUGGCUGGAUAUUGGUUGGUCUGUUUUCAACUUUGUACGGGUGAUCGUGGUUUAUGAUUUUGAGCCUCUUUACCUAUAUGAACAACAAACUGUGUAGGUGUAUAGUAAACUCUUUCAUAUAUUUGCUUUGUUUUGUACUCGGUGUGAACAUAGUCGGUUCAUCACACAGUUUGAUUAUUAUGUUUAGGUAUUCGCUGGUUGAGUUAGCUUACCAUUACGUGAUCGGGCCUACAACCAGGUGCCAAGCGAGUAGGAGUAGCGGAGAAAAAAGGGAAGAAAAUGGCUCAUUCUAUGAGCUUGAUCUCCACCAACUUUCAGAGUUCAACCCAUGAUCGCCAUAAUAUACCAUCACGGAAGAAUUCCGGACUGUUGAUAUCAUCCCGACCCUCACGUAGGUCCACGAGGAGGUUCACGAGCAUUAGAGCUGUGCAAGAGAAUGAAGGUCCGAGGAGAUUAAUUGACAUCAUAAGAACGGUUCCCGGGAUUUCCAGGAAUUAUUUCCGGAGCCCUUCAAGAAGGACGCUUUUCGGGGGAAUCUCGUUGUUAGGCGGGUUUUACGUGGCGCAGACCAUCUCUCUCUCGUUCGGAGCGUUGGGAGUUAACGAUGUUAUUGCGGCCGUGCUCUGCGUCCUCAUAACAGAGUAUGUGACGAGAUUUUACUACAGCCGUCCCAAGGUAACAUUCCCACUUGCCCUUCUCAAUAACUUCAAGAUGGGUUUCACUUAUGGCUUAUUCAUUGAUGCGUUUAAGUUAGCUAGCUAAGUGUUAUUGCAAUGAUCUUUGAAAGUUUAGUAUUUCUCAUAAGCUACAUUUCUGUUGAAAUUCAUGGGGUUUUGUAUGAUUAUUGUUUUAUUCA
Molecule: messenger RNA, 1885 nt
Organism: Tarenaya hassleriana
Lineage: Eukaryota; Viridiplantae; Streptophyta; Magnoliopsida; Brassicales; Cleomaceae
Exons: 2
Coding region: 1309-1791 (160 amino acids)
Source: RefSeq, a predicted model, not a curated record